This is a messenger RNA of Staurois parvus, 1542 nucleotides long. NCBI's taxonomy places the organism in Eukaryota, Metazoa, Chordata, Amphibia, Anura, Ranidae. The record is from the annotation of a GenBank genome assembly.
CUCUUUCAGGCACUCAAUGGAUUUGUCUUGGUGGUUGCUGCAGAUGGCCUUGUCUUCUUUUCCUCAUCCACCAUUCAGGAUUAUCUUGGGUUUCAGCAAUCCGAUGUAAUUCACCAAAGUGUUUUUGAGCUGAUUCACACAGAAGAUCGAGGCGAAUUUCAGCGUCAACUGCACUGGGCGUUGGACUGUUCUGCCUUCAGCAGAUGCCCAGAGAUCCCCAGAGGUGACAAUGGGUUCUCAAUGAUAACGACCAUGUAUAAUCCUGACCAGCUUCCACCUGAGAAUUCAUCCUUCAUGGAAAGGAACUUUGUCUGCAGGCUAAGAUGUCUUUUAGAUAAUUCUUCUGGAUUUUUGGCUAUGAACUUUCAAGGACGUCUGAAGUAUCUCCAUGGACAAAACAACAAAGGGAAGGACGGAGCGCUAGUACCUCCUCAGCUUGCACUCUUUGCCCUGGCUACACCGCUGCAAUCACCUUCCAUAUUGGAGAUCCGAACCAAAAACUUUAUCUUCAGAACAAAGCACAGACUAGACUUCACCCCAAUAGGGUGUGAUGCAAAAGGAAGUGUGGUACUGGGAUACACAGAAUCAGAGCUGUGUGUUAGAGGAACUGGAUAUCAGUUUAUUCAUGCGGCAGAUAUGCUGUAUUGUGCAGAAAAUCAUGUCCGAAUGAUCAAGACUGGAGAGAGUGGUAUGACUGUGUUCAGGCUUCUUGCAAAAAAUAACAUAUGGAUCUGGGUACAAGCAAAUGCACGUCUUGUUUAUAAGAAUGGGCGACCAGAUUACAUCAUUGCAACACAAAGACCUCUUACAGAGGAAGAGGGAGCAGAGCACUUAAGAAAGCGAAGCACACAGCUGCCUUUCAUUUUUGCGACUGGCGAGGCAGUGUUGUAUGAGACCUCAUUUCCUUUUCCAGGCCUAAUGGGCCCCUCGCAAAAUAAACCUAAAAGUUCUUCAAGUAAAGGCUCCUCUGCCAAAGCAACAGCAAAUGAGGCACCCGUCAAUCCUGCCUCCCUCCUGGGUGCCAUGCUGAGACAACAAGAUGAGCCUCUGUACAUUUGUCCUGCGGCUCCAAACACCUUCUCUUUUGAGAACGUUUUCAAAGAUACCAGGAAUGAACUGAGCAACAGCUUUCCCAGUGGUUGCCAGGAUAGUCGGCUACCUCUGGCAAACAACAAUAUAAAGCAAGGGGAAGCAGCCUUUUCCCAGGGAAAGAGUACAAUGAUGUUGUCAGACCGUGCAGAGGUCACCUCUGAGGGCAAAAACAACGAGCUUUACAACAUUAUGAGAAGCCUGGGGAUUGAUUUUGAGGACCUUGAGAUGAUACAGCAAGAUGAAGAGUUUUUCAGAAAUGAAUUUGAUUAUUCAGAUAUUGGUGAAAUUGAUGUGGCAGAUGAAAUUUUAAAUUAUGUUCAGGAUUCUCUAAAACGAGAAACCAGAUUGCAUGUUUAUGAACCCUGUUCAGCAAAUACCUUGCAUGCAAGACUCCAGCAAUGUAGUACAAAGCAGCUUAAACACAGCACAAAUGCGCCCACAACAGCCUAA